This is a messenger RNA of Plasmodium malariae, 1203 nucleotides long. RefSeq names its product conserved Plasmodium protein, unknown function. The transcript is spliced from 2 exons. Gene Ontology annotation, biological process: sphingolipid biosynthetic process. Gene Ontology annotation, molecular function: 3-dehydrosphinganine reductase activity. The record is from RefSeq and is a predicted model, not a curated record. The coding region runs from base 1 to 1203 and encodes 400 amino acids. Gene Ontology annotation, cellular component: endoplasmic reticulum membrane. Lineage: Eukaryota; Apicomplexa; Aconoidasida; Haemosporida; Plasmodiidae.
AUGUUAUGUUUUAUUAAGAAGUACAUAUAUUUCGAACUUUUAAUAAUUUUACGAGUUGUAAAUUACUGGAUCCCGUUAAGCAGUUUCUUAAAUAUCACACUAGUGUCUUAUUUAUCAGUGUUAGGAUUUAUUUAUUUAAUUUUUAAAUUUAGAUAUGCAAAUUAUUCUAAAGCACUACAAAACUGUAACUUUAAAGGGAAACAUGUUUGCAUCAUAGGGGGCUCGGAAGGGCUUGGGUUGUCGUUAGCCAAAAGACUUAUCAAGGAAAAACCCGAAACACUAUCAGUGAUGUCAAGAAAUAUAAAUAAACUAAAAGAGGCAAGAAAUAUUUUAUUAAGCGAAGUGGGGAAGGACAAAAGUUACUCAGAUAUUAAAAUAAAUAUUAUUAAAUGUGACUUGAGUAUGAAGGAGUCAAUAAAUGAAGCAUUCAAUAAUGCGUUAAUAAAUAAUAGUUUAGAUAAGGAAGAAAAUUCAAAAAAUGAUACGAAUUAUGGAAAUGAAAAUAAUACAAGGGAUAGGAAUAAGAACAUCGAGAAGGGAAAUGUGGAUGUAAAUGAUAUAAACAACAUUGACGUUCUUAUUUGUAAUGCUGCUUACGUGAGUACUGAAGAAAAUACUAAAUUGCAAAUGUAUGAUUUAAUUUAUACAGUUAAUGUAAAUAUAUAUGGAAAUAUUGAUUUUAUAUCUAGGGUUAUUACAUAUAUGAAAAAAAAGAAAAGUGGAACUAUUUUAUUUAUAAAUUCUGAAGGGGCAUUAUACCCCAUUUAUGGUUACUCAUACUAUUUAAUGAGUAAAACAUCCAUGUGGACUUAUACACAUAUUUUAGACCAAGAACUAAAAUAUUUCAAUAUCCAUAUUGCAAAUGCAUUCUUACCAUCAAUUCAAACACCUGGCUUUGUUCAAGAAAAUUUUAAAAAACCAGAUGUUACAAAAAAAAUUGAAAGUUUAACUAGUAUUCUUAAUUCAGAUUAUGCAGCAGAUAAGGUCAUUAAUAAAAUAAAGCAAGGAAGAAAAUUUAUAACAUUAAAUUUAAAUGGAUAUAUGUUGUCUAUAUUACAUAGUGGUUAUAGGAAUCCGGAAUCCUAUUUUGAUUACUUAAUGCAUGUUUCAUUUUGCAAUAUUUUUGUUUUUAUAUCAUCUCUUUAUAAACUAUACAUCGAAUACGUCAUAAAGAAGAAGUUCCAUUCCAUACUGUGCAACUGA